ACCAAUUAAUUUUCUUUCUUUUUUUGCUUUCUCAAUCUAAAUUUGAUUUACUUCAUUUAUACAAUCUAUUUUUAUGUCGACGCCUACCAAAGAUGAAUUCGAGCAUGUAGCUGAGGCCAGCGUGGUUAACCCAAUUAGCGCCGACUCAUUCAGCGACGAAGAGGUUGUUGCCGUCAAGAAGUCCUCCAAGAAGAAGAAGAGCAAGGCCGUUACUAUUGAUGAGGAUCUGAACAACUUUGGUGCCGACGAGGACUUCUUCAGCGGCAAGCCCGGAUCUGCCCAUGAUCCGUUUGCCGAGGAGAAGAAGGACGAGGUUGAGGAGUUCAAGAUUCACAUCCGCAUUCAGCAGCGUAAUGGCCGGAAGACUGUGACCACCAUGCAGGGCCUGCCCGAGAUCUUUGACCACAAGAAGCUGGUCAAGUAUUUCAAGGGUCAGUUCGCCUGCAUCGGCACUGUUGUCGCCGAUGAGGAGCACGGCAGCAUUAUCCAGCUGUCCGGCGACCACCGCAUCCCCCUGAAGGAGUUCCUCAUUUCCGAGGGCAUUGCCAACAAGAACAACAUCAAGGUCCACGGUUUCUAGAGCGUGUCUAUGUGCUUCACUCAUUUAUUGUCUCUUUUUCAAUACAUAC
Molecule: messenger RNA, 629 nt
Organism: Kickxella alabastrina
Lineage: Eukaryota; Fungi; Kickxellomycota; Kickxellomycetes; Kickxellales; Kickxellaceae
Product: translation initiation factor SUI1
Exons: 2
Coding region: 74-580 (168 amino acids)
Biological process (GO): translational initiation
Molecular function (GO): RNA binding; translation initiation factor activity
Source: RefSeq, a predicted model, not a curated record